Phalaenopsis equestris is the source of this 1398-nucleotide messenger RNA. RefSeq names its product casein kinase II subunit alpha-2-like. Gene Ontology annotation, molecular function: ATP binding; protein serine/threonine kinase activity. Lineage: Eukaryota; Viridiplantae; Streptophyta; Magnoliopsida; Asparagales; Orchidaceae. The record is from RefSeq and is a predicted model, not a curated record. Gene Ontology annotation, biological process: protein phosphorylation. Gene Ontology annotation, cellular component: cytosol; protein kinase CK2 complex; nucleus.
ACUCUAAACUGCUCACUCCUAAAAGGCUAAAAUCCUUAAUGGAUAUAUAACAAGAGUUGGAAAUAUCGCCGAUCGCAGAUCAUCUCCCUCUCUACCGGCGGGGUGAACCGGAAGAUCGGGGUGCGGCAGCCAUGUCUAAAGCUCGUUACGCAGACGUCAACGUGAUCCGCCCCAAGGAGUAUUGGGACUACGAGGCACUAACUGUGCAGUGGGGUGAUCAAGAUGAUUAUGAGGUUGUUCGGAAAGUUGGAAGAGGGAAGUACAGUGAGGUCUUUGAAGGUGUUAAUGUUUCAAAUAAUGAGAGAUGCAUCAUCAAAAUUCUGAAACCUGUUAAGAAAAAGAAGAUAAAGAGGGAGAUUAAGAUACUUCAGAACCUUUGUGGGGGUCCUAAUAUAGUGAAGCUUCUUGAUAUUGUCAGAGACCAGCAUUCUAAAACCCCCAGCUUGGUAUUUGAAUAUGUGAACAGUACAGAUUUUAAAAUCUUAUACCCCACGCUCACAGAUUAUGACAUUCGCUACUACAUUUAUGAGCUUCUUAAGGCCUUAGAUUACUGCCAUUCACAAGGAAUUAUGCACCGUGAUGUUAAGCCUCACAAUGUCAUGAUUGAUCAUGAGCUCCGUAAGCUACGCUUGAUAGACUGGGGUCUUGCGGAAUUCUAUCAUCCUGGAAAGGAGUACAAUGUUCGCGUUGCUUCAAGAUAUUUUAAGGGCCCUGAACUGCUCGUUGAUCUACAAGAUUAUGACUAUUCUCUUGACAUGUGGAGCCUUGGCUGCAUGUUUGCCGGAAUGAUAUUUCGCAAGGAACCAUUUUUCUAUGGGCAUGACAACCAAGAUCAGCUUGUCAAAAUUGCCAAGGUACUAGGAACAGAUGAAUUAAAUGCUUACUUGAACAAAUAUCGAUUAGAACUUGAUCCUCAACUUGAAGCAAUGGUUGGAAGGCACAGCAGGAAACCGUGGUCUAAAUUUAUCAAUGCGGAAAACCAGCAUCUGGUGUCCCCAGAGGCGAUAGAUUUUCUUGACAAGCUUUUGCGAUAUGAUCACCAGGAUAGACUCACGGCACGAGAAGCAAUGGCACACCCAUAUUUUCUCCAAGUUAGAGCUGCAGAGAACAGUAGAAUGCGCACACAGUGACCAACUUUAUUCUACCUUAGCUUUCAUUAAUGCUGUCUUCGAUCUAUAUAGCCUAUUUCUGUAUUCUAUUUAUGCGCCAAAAAGAGUUCGAUGCUUGAGGCUGUCUCUCCUUCUGUGCUGUUUAUACUGAAUUCCUAAAUCUCUCUCUCUCUCUCUAUGCCUUCUUAUACUAAUCAGGUAAGCUUCAUAACCUACAAAUAUAUUAUUUGCAGCAUGUCUGUCUCAUGGAUCUGUAGAUUUGCUUUCAGAUAGCUUUCAUCUUUCAGUA